CCCAUUGAAGAUAUAAAAUUAGAUAUGUCAGUUGCGAAGCCGAAUCGUCAGUGUAAUUAUUCAAUCGCUUCACGAUGUUUGUCGGUACGCAAUCGCUUCACGUCAUCGUCCAUACAAAACUGCGUUAAUGAUAAACGUCGUUUAAGUGACGGCUUGGAAUCAGCACCGGUCUGCAGUCAGGCGCUGACUGGUGAUUCCGGAGAGCUUGGUCGUCGCACUAACUCUGAGCCUCGUCUUGUAUGCUUAUUCUCUAAAUAUCCCCAAUCAACGAAUAAUAGAUAUACACUGAAGGAAUGCCUCAGCGAUGUUUCUCUAGCUGCUAAAAAGAAAUCUGGAGGAGCGUUGCCUGUUCUGCAAGAAAAUUUCGUCUCUGUAGAUGCUCUUGUGGCGAACUCUGAUAAUCUUUUGCGUCCUCCACUGCCGCUGAAACAAAAAUCUAGAAAUUGUUCGGGGAGGAUCGCUGGUUCGCCCUUAGCCCGCCCUCAGCAAUUGAAUGUAAAGGCAUGCUAUAGUCCUGAAAUUAAACUCCAGGAACUUUUGGAACUAGACCCCGACACUUUUAUUUUCGGGAAAACUGAGCACACUGCUGCAAUGGAGCGAAAUCGAUUGCAUCUGAAUCCAGUAGUUUCAAGCACUCUCCCGUUUCCGAUCAACACCUGCCUAACCUAUCCUACAAGUCCCGGGGGCAAUGAAGAAACAGACACUACAACUUCGGCUUACCGUUCAGGUCACAUCGACAACCUGAGGUAUGCGUUCGCUCCAUUUGCCUCUUACUAUACUUAUGGAAAUAACUUGGAAACAUCGUCGGCGAAAUAUCAUUUGAAAGCAACGUCUACCCCAGCCCUGACUUCGACACCUCAACCUCACAUAACGUCGGUGGCUGCGACAGCCUCUUCUUCUGGCAACAUCGCGUCGGAGUUUGACACACCGAAUGACUCCUUGCAACGAAUAGGUGAGUAAGGGUCGUGACCCGCUUCUUUAAAAUUAGUUUUCACUUUUCCAAUCUGAGAACAGACUUUAUUUUAACGGUAGUCGUUUAAUGGAUAUCAA
Molecule: messenger RNA, 1050 nt
Organism: Hyalella azteca
Lineage: Eukaryota; Metazoa; Arthropoda; Malacostraca; Amphipoda; Hyalellidae
Exons: 2
Coding region: 25-960 (311 amino acids)
Source: RefSeq, a predicted model, not a curated record